Pseudophryne corroboree (corroboree frog) is the source of this 4015-nucleotide messenger RNA. It is a transcript of the gene ITGB3, whose product is annotated as integrin subunit beta 3. The transcript has 15 exons. Gene Ontology annotation, biological process: cell adhesion mediated by integrin; cell migration; cell-matrix adhesion. The coding region runs from base 119 to 2491 and encodes 790 amino acids. Gene Ontology annotation, molecular function: integrin binding; fibrinogen binding; fibronectin binding. The record is from RefSeq and is a predicted model, not a curated record. NCBI's taxonomy places the organism in Eukaryota, Metazoa, Chordata, Amphibia, Anura, Myobatrachidae. Gene Ontology annotation, cellular component: focal adhesion; integrin complex; cell surface.
GUGUAGUUACAGGGUGUGAACAAGGGACCGGGAGGAGUUAUGACUGCAGUUCGUGCUUACAAUUUAGUACCCAGCUGAUCCUCAGCAUACAGUACAAGGGGGUGGGGGCUGAGUGAGUAUGUACAGCGCUGCCCCCCUACUUUACAAAAUGACGCCGGUAUACAGGGGUCUCACCCUUCUGUUGCUGAUCACUUCUGGAAACUGUGCCUCAAUCUGCUCCACACGAGGGGUGAGCUCUUGCCAGCAAUGUCUGGCUGUCAGUCCAUUAUGCGCUUGGUGUUCACAAGAGGAAUUUGGAAAAGGGGCAUCCCGUUGUGAUGUGAAGUCAUCUUUGCUCGAAAAUGGUUGUGCACUGGCAAACAUUGAGUUUCCUGUCAGCGAAGUCAGCGUUUCAGCAAACCGUCCCCUGAGUGACAAGGGCACAGGAGGGGAAAUCACUCAGAUGACGCCACAGAAGAUUGAACUGCACCUGAGACCAGAUGACUCUAAGAACUUCGUAGUACAAGUGCGUCAGGUGGAAGACUACCCAGUGGACAUCUACUACCUUAUGGAUCUGUCUUACUCUAUGAAGGAUGACUUGGAGAGCAUCCAAACAUUGGGCACUCAACUGGCUGAGAAUAUGCGCAAGGUGACCAGCAAUCUACGCAUUGGCUUUGGGGCAUUUGUUGACAAGCCCAUGUCACCCUACAUGUACGUCUCUCCACCAGAGGUCAUCACCAACCCAUGCAGAGAUAUUCAUACCGUCUGUUUGCCCACCUUCGGCUAUAAGCAUGUUUUGACCCUUACAAAUGAGGUUGAACGUUUUAACCAAGAGGUUGGAAAGCAGAGUGUUUCCCGGAACCGUGAUGCCCCGGAGGGUGGAUUUGACGCAGUGAUGCAGGCUGCAGUGUGUGAUGAAAGGAUUGGCUGGAGAAAUGAGUCUUCCCAUCUACUGGUUUUUACCACAGAUUCCAGAACACACAUUGCCUUGGAUGGAAGGAUUGCAGGUAUUGUCCAUCCCAAUGAUGGACAGUGUCACCUAGGAGAGGACAACCAUUACAUACUGUCUACCACCCUGGAUUACCCAUCCCUUGGGCUGAUGACAGAAAAACUCUCACAGAAAAACAUCAAUCUUGUUUUUGCUGUCACUGAAGAGGUCCUGGCACUCUACAAGAAAUACAGUGAGUUGAUUCCUGGGACGACUGUAGGUACAUUGUCCAGGAAUUCUGGGAAUGUUAUACAGCUAAUUGUGGAAUCUUAUGAGAAGAUUCGGUCGAAGGUAGAACUUGAAAUCCGUGAUCUCCCAGAGGAACUGUCACUCUCAUUCAACGCCACCUGCACCAACAACGAGGUCAUACCAGGCCUGAAAUCCUGCUCAGGCCUCAAAAUUGGAGACACGGUGAGUUUCUCCAUUGAAGCCAAAGCGCGAGGCUGUCCUAAGGAGAGGGUGAAGACAUUCACGAUCAAACCUAUGGGAUUUAAGGACACUCUGACUGUAACCGUUCACUUCAAGUGCAACUGCAGUUGUCAGGCAUUCGAUGAGCCUGACAGCGAUGACUGUAAUAUGGGUAAUGGAACCUUCAGCUGUGGGAUCUGUCAGUGUCAGACUGGAUGGUUGGGACCCCACUGCGAAUGUUCAGAGGAGAAAUAUGACCCAACCCAACAGGACCGCUGUAGUCAAAAGGAGAAGGGCACCAUCUGUUCCCAUAGAGGAGAGUGCAUCUGCGGGCAGUGUGUGUGUCACACCAAUGACUUUGGAAAGGUGUGGGGUAAAUACUGUGAAUGUGAUGACUUCUCCUGCCUACGGUUCAAGGGAGAAAUGUGCUCAGGACAUGGACAGUGUAACUGUGGGGAUUGUAUUUGUGAAUCUGACUGGACGGGAAGUUACUGCAACUGCACCACACGCACAGACACCUGUAUGUCCAGCAGUGGGCUCUUGUGCAGUGGAAGGGGACAGUGUAUCUGUGGGAAGUGUGACUGCACCCAGCCCGGUUCAUAUGGAGACACUUGUGAGAAGUGUCCAACUUGUCCAGAUGCUUGCACCUUUAAGAAGAGCUGUGUGGAGUGCAAGAAGUUUGAGCGGGGCCCGUGGAUUGAGCAAUCCUUGUGCAAGAGAAUUUGUCGUGAUGAGAUUGAGUCUGUGAAAGAGCUAGGUGAUAAUGGGAAGGAUGCUGUGAAUUGCACAUAUAAGGACGAGAAUGACUGUGUGGUCAGGUUUCAGUACCAUGAGGACGCCAGUGGGAAGUCUGUGUUAUAUGUCAUUCAUGAAGCAGAAUGCCCUCAGGGACCUGACAUCCUUGUGGUCUUAAUGUCCGUCAUGGGAGCCAUUCUGCUCAUAGGCCUGGUGGCUCUACUUAUUUGGAAACUGCUCAUUACUAUCCAUGACCGUCGUGAAUUUGCCAAAUUUGAAGAGGAGAGAGCAAAGGCUAAGUGGGACACGGCACACAACCCGCUGUACAAAGGAGCUACAUCAACCUUCACCAACAUAACAUACCGUGGGGAGGUAGAGUGAAUGCAGAAACUGGUGAAAUUCACAUGGUCCGUCUCACACUGGGUGAGAGUCAACAUUCAUGAUGCCUCAUACACGCUUCUACUGCUUUUACACCUCAUGGUCUUAUUAACACAAUGCUCUGUGGAAGAAGUGAAACAAUUACAUUCCAUGUGAUCAGCAGAGUGAACAGUCUUAUAAAUACAUUUUGUCCCCCUACAAGGGCUUAGUUAGACUUGUUUUGUCCCCAUUAUUCCCCGAACAAAAUGGUGAAAGGCUCUGACAUGAAGACACAAAAUGGCUGCUCAACACUGAGACUUUUGCAGUAAAAAACAAACAAAAACAAAUGCUGCAAAAUUAUAAGAAGAAAAUAAUUACUUUUUCACAGAAAACCUAGCAAGCAUCUCAGGAAUGCCACUGUCCUCCCCUGCAACACUCAGCAGACCCCUGCAACAAGACAGAACUUGCAGAUUUACAUCCUAAUAACACCUUGUUAAUACUUGAUUACUGCAACAGAUCGCAUCACGUCACCGACUAGGAUCAGUAAAGUGCCUGCGCUCACCUGAAGUUUUGACGGGAAAUGGUCUAUUUGACUGCUUGCAUGGGCCAUCGACGCCUACUUGACACAUGUUCUACUUCUAGAACACUGCAGCACUGUGAGGAGCCCUGUCAUUUCCCCAGCAUGAGUGCUUCUCUGUAAAAUGGGUGGCUUUUGUCACAAACCAGCCAUGCAGAGCCUUUUUGGAAAUAAUGAGUUUUAAAAGCGGACAGAAGUCUUCAAUAGAUAGAUGUCUCUUACAUGAAGUGUUAGCAUCUUUUCAUACUUGUGUACUGCCACUUAACUGCAGGCAGUCCUUAAGGUGCAUACACACGGUGAGAUCCUUGCUAUGUCCAAUUUUAACUAUACAAUUUCCCUUGAACUCCCCCAGUGCCCAGAUAGCACAGAUUUCCACUAUCUGUACUUUCGAUAUUGACUGUAAGAUUGACUUGCCUGCACAGUCUAUUUAGCCUUGUGAUACCGACCCCGUGGGAGUGCGCAUCGGGAUCAAAUCGGGAUCGCAAGGUGGCUAGCACCUUGCGAUUUGCACUAACUUUCCUUGCGAUUUUGACUAUAUAGUCAAAAUUGAAAGGAGAAAUCUCACCAUGUGUAUGCACCUUUACAUUUGAAAAAAUACCCACAUAUUUUAAUGUGAAAGAAUGAUCUUAAAUAUACAUUACAAACUGGGAUUUGUGAAAGCAUAAAUAGCUCAGGAUGAGUGUGUUAUGCUGAUAUUUCAUACAUAUCAAAGCACUGUUCUUUACUGAGAAUGUUUACUUAUUUACAUGAUAAUAAUAACAUAAGUUGCACUGUACACUGUUUUUGUAGAUGUAAGAAAUCUGUGAACUGUGGGAGCUCUUGCCGAUGUAUUUGUCCUGUCUUUGAUUAUGCUGCCUCUCAGUGGACAUUUAGUAAAACUGCAGUUUUUAUUUUGUUUUCCCCGUUGAUUAUGUCACUGGUUUAUACUGUGUUUAAAUAAAAAAAAGUGUACCUAUUUGGCCUAUGAAGAA